This is a messenger RNA of Phragmites australis (common reed), 2385 nucleotides long. Its product is annotated as dof zinc finger protein 3-like. Gene Ontology annotation, molecular function: DNA-binding transcription factor activity; DNA binding. Gene Ontology annotation, biological process: regulation of DNA-templated transcription. Lineage: Eukaryota; Viridiplantae; Streptophyta; Magnoliopsida; Poales; Poaceae. Bases 301 to 999 code for a protein of 232 amino acids. The record is from RefSeq and is a predicted model, not a curated record. The transcript has 5 exons.
CAGGCACACCACGCGUUUACUUCCAUGGAAAACCGGCCUUCCGUUUCCAUUUCACUACUUUGUAGCUACAGCCAACAGUCGUCACACCAUCCAUCCAUCGCCCUCUCGCUCUGUCUCCCCCUCACUUUCCUCUCUCUAGAACUAAAGGCCGGACAGCAUUAUCUCUCCCUCCCUAUUUAUCUAUCUCUCUCUCUACAGAGACGAGAGGGAGUGCAGCCGGAGUCUGGUCAGUACUCUAGCUAGGUUUCUCUCCUGGUGUUCUGGCCGGCCGUCUCUACAGGAGGCUAGCUUGGUGGAUCCAUGGAUAUGAUCUCCAGCGACAGCAGCGCUGAAGAAUCUGUUCACCACCACAACCAUCAGGAGCAGCACCAGCACCAGAAGGAGGCGAUGAGCACUGCCGUGGCAUCAGCAUCACCGCAGACGGAGGAAGGGAGGAAUGGCAAGCAGGCGGCGAGCGGUGGUGGUAGGGAGCGUAAGCCUCGGCCUGCACAGGAUCAAGGGCUCCAGUGCCCGCGGUGCCAAUCCACCAACACCAAGUUCAGCUACUACAACAACUACAGCAUGUCCCAGCCGCGCUACUUCUGCAAGGCCUGCAGCCGCUCCUGGACUCAAGGCGGCUCCCUCCGCGACGUCCCUGUCGGCGGCGGGUGCCGCAAGAACAAGCGCUCCUCCGGCUCGUCCUCAUCCGCCUCGGCAUCGUCGGGUUCCUCCGGCUCAAGCUCCAAGAUCAACAGCGACCCCAACGUGCUCCCGACGUUUACGUCGACCGGCUUCGAGCUUCCCAGCAGCAACCAUCAGAUCGGCAACGGCUUCUACGGUCCUACCACUGGCGGUGGCAACGGGAUGGUGAUGCCGAUGCAGUCGUCAUUUGGAUUUGGUGUGAUGCAGCAUCAGCAUGGGAUGGGUGGGCAUGCAGCAGCAAUCGGUGGCGGUGCAACUGCUGCUACACAAGGGGGGCAGUGGCCGACGACAUUACAGCAUGGGAAGAACAGUGGCUAGUGAUGGUGCACAUCAGCAGGGCACUUCGAAUAACAAUGUGAUGAUGGAUAGCAACAAGAAUAGCUGCUCAUCAACAAGGGAGUACUGCUGCUGCUGCUGCUGCAAAUAAUCCGUGGCAAGCAGGAGGUCUCAUCAAUAGCGGCUCCCUCAUCUGGUUCAAUUCCGGUGUAAGUGCAAUCAUCAUGCAUGCUUCAUCCAUCAUGGAAGAAAUCAUGAAUGGUGUACGAAAGGGAACCCAACCAAUUGUGAGGAGUGUAGUUAGAGGAUCGAUGCAUCGGAGUUUGUGGUGAUGAUGGCAACUCAUCGUGAAUCACUUCUUCUUUUUUUCAUUUUCAUGCGUACAUGAGAGUUGGUGAUCAGCUCAUCAAUCAUAUCGGCCAUUAGUCAGUUGGUUAUGCUUCAUUUGGAUCAUCAUUUAAUUUCCAGUGGAUUUCCUUAAUUCCUCCUCUUCUUUUGUUAGUUAGUUUUUUUUCUUCAUUUGUUCUUCUUUUUUAGACUAAAGAUUUUCCUGUAUACUUAGUUUGGAUCAACCGGACGAUUUAACCUGCUUAUAUUAUAGCUUUUUUUAACACCAGAUCUCUUUCCCGGAGCCUUUGUUGGAGGCUUUUGACGGGGUGUGCGAGACCAGGGACUCGAGCCCCGACCGGCUCCCUCCACCGUUGGAGGUUUGCCACCGGGCUACAAGCCGGUUAGCUAGAACCAUGCAGGGUAUACUUAAGAAAAAAUAAGAUCAUUGGUAACAAUAUAUAAUUGGUUGCUGCUGAUAUCCAUCCUUUAGUUCUCUUCUUUUUUUGACUUGAACAUGCAUGGCAUUCUAUAUGGGGACCUUCCUUUUUAUGCUUUUCAAUUUGAAGAUGCAGUGCAGUGCUACUUUUCAUUCCUCCAUCUUUUUAUCUAUCUCUGGUUAUGCCGUUAUGCGUCGGUUUCAUUACUGUUCUGCUUAAGAUAGAUAGGUAGAUCGAUCAGUUGGAUCCACUGGUUGCUGGUACGUACAGAGGAUGGGUAUACAAAAGAUCCAUGAUUCAGCAUCAACUGGUUGAUGCCUAUCCUUGGAAAAAAUGCUGGAAAAGAAGAAAAGAGAGAGGAGAUAAUGUAGCAAAGUUUCAAGUGGGGUGAUGGUAUGUGAACGCCUCCCAAGAAAACACAUAUACUUGUGUCCAUGCAACGCAUGAUUGGUAACUCCCAUUAGGCCUUGCUUGCCAUCGAUCUACACGGGGAAAAGGCAAGGAGAGCAUUGGACAUCUUCUACUUUCUACUUUCUAGCUAGCCAUCGUCUAUAGCAUACAGCGCACACAUCAGUAGCGUGUUAAUCAGAAACGCUGCUGAGAAUGCUAGAGUUGCAUCCUGCACGCUAGACACCAAGAUCUUACACUGCUCAAUAUACAU